AUGUCUCCUACUGCCGCUGUUGGAACGAAUCCAAACUGGCCGAAGGACGAGACUUGCUGGUCCGACAAGGAAUACUGCAGAACCAAUGAGGAAAGCACAGCGUUCGAAUAUGGGAAACAGAAUGGGCUGGAUGUCAUUGCAGUUAAUCCUGGGUUUGUAUUUGGGCCGGUUAUGCAGCCUAUAUUGAACUUCAGCCCCGUGCUCCUCGUAAAAUUUGUGAAGGGCAUAUAUAUUCAGAUUGAGCAAGGUGCUAGGGAUUCUGUUCCCAACAAGUUCUGGAAUGUAGUGGACGUACGAGACGUCGCCAAGGCCGAUACAUUUGUGCUGCAGAGAACAUCAUGA
This is a messenger RNA of Punica granatum (pomegranate), 342 nucleotides long. Lineage: Eukaryota; Viridiplantae; Streptophyta; Magnoliopsida; Myrtales; Lythraceae. The record is from RefSeq and is a predicted model, not a curated record.